This is a messenger RNA of Dicentrarchus labrax (European seabass), 1440 nucleotides long. RefSeq lists its product as uncharacterized. NCBI's taxonomy places the organism in Eukaryota, Metazoa, Chordata, Actinopteri, Moronidae. The transcript has 4 exons. The coding region runs from base 430 to 1404 and encodes 324 amino acids. The record is from RefSeq and is a predicted model, not a curated record.
CAGUUAACUUAUCUUGCAUUAUCAAAAUACCUUGACAAAAUGCUUCUUCUUGCCACGAUAGUAUGAAAACGUGAUGUGUUUUGCCACUUUCCGCCGGCGCCUUCUCUUUCUACCUGGCGACCCACUAUGGGGGGAGCCAAUGAAUGGAAUAGUCCAUUAAAUGGAAUUAAACAGUUGGUAAGAGUAGUUGCGUAUUAACAGUAAACGUGUACUUGGCAUUACCGCGAUCUAAUGAUUUAACACUAUCUGUUUUUGCGCUAUCCUACUCCCCCUCCCCCUAACACCAAGUUCAGAAUGGUAUGUUCCUAGAGAUCAGGUCGAAAUUUGGACAAAAAUGCCCGUGCAGGUGGCGGUUAUACACCCGGAAAGCUGGUGCCCCCCCGCCAUAAAAAAGCAAAGAAAAAGAACAAUGCCCGCACAGAGCACUUAAUGUGUGAAUAUUUCAGUAGGCCUAAUAUGACAUUGACAAGAACAUUAAUUAAGAAGACAGCGCAAGGGGGUAAAAAGUUAAUAAGAUGGAUGCAGACGGAGAGGUUGUUGGCAACGAAGAAACGAUGCCCUGUGUGCAACAACAGAAUGAAAUUCAAAAGAACCAACACAACCAAGGAUGGAUAUAGGUGGUGCUGUAGAAGAAGAACUCACAAGGACAGGGCCAUCCUGAGGUCCAUCAGAGAGGGCUCAGUUUUCUCCAGAUCACAUAUUCCAUUACCAUCAUGGAUGAAACUUAUGCACAGUUUGUCACAGGGCUUGAGGAAGAGACAAGUAGACAUGAUAGAGGAUGGAGUAUGUGGAAGCAGCAAAUCACUGACCAGAGUAACUACGCUGUUGCGAGAAAUCUGUGGUGAAGCAGUUAGGCGACUGGAAAGAAGACGGAAAAUGAGAAUUGGAGGGAGGAGAGCUUUUGUAGCAAUAGAUGAGAGUAAAUUCAGACACAAACAGAAGUAUGGACGUGGACGACAUGGACCUACCUGGCGAAGACGCUCGUGGGUCUUUGGAAUGCUGGAAGUGAAGAGGUCCCGUAGACAUCCUGUCUUAAAGCUGGUGGAAAAUCGAUCCAGGAUGCAAUUACUCACAAUAAUCCGAAAAUAUAUCAGACCUGGAAGUGAGGUGAUUAGUGAUUCCUGGCGGGCCUACAACAGAUUGUCACGUGAAGGAUACAUUCACUAUCAGGUGAAUCACCAGAGACAUUUUGUACACCCUGGAAGUGGUGCUCACACACAGCACAUUGAACGGGGAUGGCAAAGUUUCAAAGAAGGCAUCUACAGAUACAGGGGAAACCUGACAGAGAGGGCCUUAAAAAUGAACUUACGGUUCAUAGAAUGGAACCACUGGCUUGGAAAGGAGCAUAGGAAAGGCAUUCUUGGACGCUUACUUAAAGACAUAAGAGCAUGUUACAAAGUGUAACAACCUUCCAAUCCUUUCUCUUGUUUCAAAAACUGA